Molecule: messenger RNA, 3830 nt
Organism: Myripristis murdjan (pinecone soldierfish)
Lineage: Eukaryota; Metazoa; Chordata; Actinopteri; Holocentriformes; Holocentridae
Gene: susd6
Product: sushi domain containing 6
Biological process (GO): DNA damage response
Source: RefSeq, a predicted model, not a curated record
AGUGAGUGUUUCCGCUUACCUAAAAUAAAGAGCUGGCUGGUUGGCGAGCCGAGUGAGGAAGAGGAACAACGUUGCUGUACAUUGCCGACGGGGAUAUACGAAAAGAACAUUUUGGCUUUUUUCACAUAAAUUACCGCUGGGGAUAUCUCAAUUUAUCUGAUAGUCCAUGACUCGAAUGUGAACCGUAAAAAAGGAGGGCUCGCUCCCGGUAACCUUUACGUUGGUUAAGCCAUAUAGGACUCUCGCCGGUCGUUGGAGGAAAAGAUGUGCGAUGGAAUGGUAGCGUUUCAGAUGAGAGCCCUGCCCUCCACGUCUUCUUCCUCGUCUUCAUCAUCCUCCUCCUCUCUAGCCCACAGCCUGGCUGCCUCUGUGUUCCUCCUCCUCCUCACCCUGCUCCCUCAUGGUCACGCAUCAGGCUGUCCACGGCCGGCCAGCAUUCUUCAUGGAGACCUGGUGAACCAAACCGAGGCUAACAGGGGCUCUUUCCCUCCGGGCACCCUGCUCUCUUACAGCUGUGAGACUGGCUACAUUGCAGAGGGGCCCACCACCAUCAUUUGCACCAGCUCCGGAGCAUGGUCCCAUCAGCCCCCACACUGCACCCGUAGCAAUGUGUGUUUACCUCCCACGGAGCCAGAGAAUGGGGGCUACCGCUGUCACCCGUCCCCCUGCCACCGCCUCACCCAGAAGACCGUUAUCGAGUACUUCUGUGACGAGGGCUACGCUCUGAAGGGAGACUACAAGUUCCUCACCUGUCAGAAUGGAGAGUGGGACGCUCCCAUGCAGAUCAGCUGCCGACUCAGCCAAGACAAGGAGCCAAACUCUCCACUGGGAAUGCCAACUCUGUCUAUUGUGGCAUCCACAGCCAGUUCUGUGGCCCUCAUCUUGCUGUUAGUGGUGCUGUUUGUACUGCUGCAGCAACUCAAGUCCUUCCAUCACAGCAGGAGGGAGCAGGGAAUCUCAGGCCAGCCCAGCUCCAUCAUGGUGGAGGGGGUCCAGGUGGCUCUGCCUUCAUAUGAGGAAGCUGUGUAUGGCAGCAGUGGACCCUGCAGUGCCUCGGGCCCUUCUCCUCCUCCUCCCCCUCCAGAGUCUCGGGUCCCGAUCGUGCUCUCUGAGGGCCUCCCCCAAGGGGCCACUGGAGGCCAGGGCCCAAGCAGAACCCACCACCACAGAGACUUAGACUUCUGCCUCCCAUCCACCUCCUCAUCCUUCUCUCAGCGUCAUGCAGAGACAGCGCUGGUUCAUCAGGCUCCCUCCUCUUCCUCCUCCUCAUCAUCAUCAUGGGAUAGAGAGCACCACGGGGGUGCGUGCGCAGCCCCCCUGCCCCUCCGUAGAGACUCUGAGAGUAGCGACCAGCACAGUCUACUCUCUGUAACCUCCACAGACGAAUUUUCCGAUGAUAUUCCCCUGUUGAAGGAAGCAUGAAGCCUGCCAGCAGCAUCAGCAGCAGAGCCCCUGUCUCCCUCUCUCACUGCUGACCAGGACUGACUGUGGCUGUCAACCUCCUUCCCCAAGCCCCUCAGCAGCCAGCACAGAAAAGACUACAACUUUGCCCAUUUCCCAAGCAACCUCCUCUGCCACUGCUACCCAUGCACAGCAAAGCAGCAACCAAAACUCAAUUUGCACCCCUUCUCUGCACCCUUAAGCAAUGAUGGAGCACCAACAGGCCCUUGACCUGCUUCGGCCCAGCUGCUGGAUCUUACUCAAGACAAGCCAGACAAGCAUAAAGUGGUUUUAACUCAACAUGAAUCCUGUAGAUCCUCUGUAUAUGAGCAAUGCAUACAUACUGAGUUAGGGUUGUGUACUGUAGGCUAUGCAUUAGUACAUACACUCGCCUCCUCCCAGGUGUACUUCUCUAUUGACAGCACUCACAAAGGCUUCAUGGGACAAGGCUAUAAGACGUCGUCUCUGGAAUUACUGCAGAUACAAAAUAACCUGUGAUGUUCACUCCUCCUGCUGCGGCGUACAGAGGCAUCUCCCUGCUGUACUUGAAAAGUAGUGAGAGACGGCUGGCCCUCUUUGUGAAUGCUGCAUGUUGUUUCUAGUUACCACUGUCGCAGGCAUGGUGGCCCGCUCUGAAUGAAGCAUGAAGUCUCCUCUCUCACUCUGUGUCUAGCUACCUGUGUAUCCUGUUGGUGUCCAGUUUAUGGAUAGUGGGACCGAGAACCUCCUGACAAGAGUAAAAAGCGGGGGUGCAAUCUUUUACACAGCACUGUAUCUCAGUUUGAAAAAAUAAUAAUAAUAAAAAACAGAUGCGCUUCUUGUUUUUCUGUUGCCAACCACACCCGAUAUCUGUAAGCUGCUCCCACCCUGUCAGCAUGGCCGGGAUUGAUUGGUGUUUCAGUUCCAAGGCACAUUAUUGCCUGUGCAACUGCAGCGCAUCUUGCCUGUAUCUGCCUGAUAAGGGGAGGGAGACAAAAUGUGAUGUCCUGUCUGAAAGCUGGGAAGGGGGCUUGUCUUUCAAACUGGUGAUUUGGCGCAUGACUGAACUUUGGGGAUUGUUUUGUGUUUUAUUUUUUUCACCCGUUUUAUUUAUUGUUUGGUGUGUGGCUCAGUUUGUUCUGCUUUGAGGUGCUGAAUCUGGGUUUGCAAGGGUGUGUGUGUCUGUGUAUGUGCGUGUGUGUCCUUUUUGUUUUUUGUGUGUCCAGAAGGAGAGUGUAGGCCCAUGAUAUGGAAAUAAAUGUGUUUUCCCAGUUUGCCUCUGUUCAGAUCAGAGGCUGGCUUAACAAUAACCCUAGUCUUGCCCUAUUGGAAAAUCUUCCUCUUGGUGUUCAUUAGUCACCCCAACAAAUCAGCAUUGCUAUAGGGAAAGAGACGAGUACACAAUGUGUGUAUUCAUUUAUUCUCAAACUAGAAUAUUUGCCAUAUUUGCUGAGUGGCUAGAAAAAGGAAGUCUCCUUUUUGGAACUGGGUCACAUCUGCGUUCUUACUGAAGUUAAGGCUCCACUCCUGUGCAUUACUGACACUACUGCAACUGGUUGCAGUAAAAGAAAAGCUAUCAUCUUUAUGUCCCCGUUUCCCCUUUCCAAUGCCAAGUGCAGAUAUAUUAAUAUAAAAUUAUGUUGUUCAUUGUCAAUCACCCUCCAUUUGCAUUACCACUUGAAAUGGUUGAGCUGGUCACCCUGGAAACAGCAUGACUCCAAUGGGCACUGAGAAUUAUUUUUCAAACCCAAGUGUUUGGAGAAAGAAAACAACCCGUCAUUGUGUUCUCUUUAUUUCUCAUUUGUGGCUGGCUGUCGUUCACGGCUACAUUAAUGCAAACAGAAUGUUGCCUUAGACUUGUACAUUUCCUUUUUUUUGUGUAUAAUCUUAAGCCUCCGUAUUUGUUGCUUUACAAUAUUGCAACGUCUUCUGUUUUCCCAAUGGCCUUACUGUAUUCUUUUCUAUUCUAUGCAUAAAAUUGUCUUGUGUAUUUAUCAAUGAGUUGAUUUUGGGUUUUGGACAUGACUAAAAAGAAUGUCCUUUUUUUUCUCUCUCUCUGUCCCCCAUGCUUUUCUGGCUACUGUGAUAGUGAAGAACCUAUAAGCACCUAAUAAUAUUUCACAAUUCCUUUGCUUCUUCUUUGCUACAAGGCAUUUAAAUGUUAUGGGAUUCAAAGAAAAAAAAAUUAUGAAAUGAACUUUGCGUCCAGAAGCACUGUUGUACGGUGUUGCUUCCCUGACAAUAAUAGGAAAAAAGUACACCUUGAUUCUGAGUUUCAUUGUUUUCAGCUUUGGUUUUUCCUCUGUACAUGGCAGUGGGUGUGAAGACAGUAAUUUAAUAUUUGUAUAAAGUUUAAUUUAAUUUUACAGUGUGUAUAUAACUUUCUAAUUAAAGCUUUCUUUUGAAGUGUG